GAGAUAGAAAACUUAGUUGCCAAACGCUACUGAAAGAAUGGAAAAUCCUGGAUCUCGGUUCUCGACUCGAAAUCCAACCCCAUUCUGCCAAACAGUCGAUUCGCUUCUGAUCUGAUUCUCUCUCAUGUAGAAUUCCCGAUCAUGGAUCAGCAGCUCGAACAGGAGCAACACCAUCCAUUCUUAUUCCCGGCUCUAAAACCCCUCUCCUUCUCUUCUCCUUCUUCGUCAUCCUGAUCGUCCAAUCAAGAUCCAAUUCCCUACACUUCUCCAGAACCCUCCAAAAUCAGCCAGCUUUCGAUGGAUUCCAUCAAAAAACUCCACGCCCAUCUCAUAAGGACAGGACUCUACACAAACCCAUCUUCCAUGUCCGAUGUCAUUUCCUCCUACGCUCUCUCACCUCCCCAUCUCAACAAAGCCAUCCUCCUCUUCGCCCUCAUUGAAAAACCCACCAGCCCAAUCUGGAAUUCCAUCAUCCGCGGCCUCGCGCAGAACGGCCGUCGGAAGGAAGCGAUCCUUUUCUACACCGGAAUGCGCCAACAAGGCUGCCUGCCCAACCAUCUCACCUUCCUCUUUCUUCUGAAGGGCUGGGCCCGCAAAUCGGGGAUUGGAUAUGGAAAGAAGAUUCAUUUGCAGAUUCUGAAAAUUGGGUUUGGAUCGUAUACAUAUGUUUCCAAUGCAUUAAUUCAUAUGUACGGAGCUUGUGGUGAUUUGGGCUGCGCGCGGAGGGUGUUCGAUGAAAUGUCCAAAAGGGAUUCGGUCUCUUGGAACUCUUUGAUUUGUGGUUAUAGCCAGAAAAAUAAAUUGAGGGAGGUUUUGUCUCUUUUUGAGUCAAUGCAGUCGGAGAAUGUGAAGCCUGAUGAGGUGACAAUGGUGAAGGUUGUCUUGGCUUGUAUGCAUUUGGGUGAUUGGGAAUUGGCGAAUUCGAUGGUUAAGUAUAUUGAGGAGAAUCAUUUGAAGAUUGAUGUUUACUUGGGUAACACUCUGAUUGAUCUUCAUGGGCGGCGAGGGUCUGUUGAAUUAGCUAGGAAGGUGUUUGAUAAAAUGCCUCGAAGAAACAUUGUCUCUUGGAAUGCCAUGAUCAUGGGGUACGCAAAAGCGGGGGAUAUAGUUUCUGCGCGGAAACUUUUUGAUGAGAUGCCAGAGAAGGAUUUGAUCUCUUGGACCUCUAUCAUUGCUGGGUACUCCCAGGCGAACCGUUUUGUUGAGGCAUUGGAUUUUUUCCGUGAAAUGAUGUUAGCUAAUGUGGAACCCGAUGAGAUUACAAUAGCUAGUGUGAUCUCAGCUUGUUCCCAUUUGGGGGCACUUGAUGUAGGGAAAGGGAUUCAUGAUUACAUUCACAAGAACAAUAUAAAAAUGGAUAUUUAUGUGGGAAAUUCUCUGAUAGACAUGUAUUGUAAGUGUGGAUGUAUUGAGAAGGCAUUGGAAGUAUUUAGCGAGAUGAAGGAGAAAGAUGCUGUGUCAUGGACCUCAAUCAUAUCAGGAAUGGCUGUGAAUGGCUAUGCUGAAGAUGCACUAAAAUUCUUCUCACAGAUGUUGAGUGAGAGUGUUCGGCCAAACAGUGUGACCUUCAUUGGGGUCUUGCUUGCUUGCAGCCAUGGCGGGUUGGUCGAUAAAGGAUUUGAAUAUUUCAAAAGCAUGACUGAAGAUUAUCAAAUAGAACCACAGAUGAAGCAUUAUGGUUGCAUGGUAGACCUCCUUGGCCGCUCUGGCCAUCUGGAUAAGGCAUAUGACUUCAUUACAGAAUUGCCAGUAGCCCCAGAUCCCAUGAUGUGGAGAAUAUUGCUGAGUUCUUGUAUGCUUCAUGGAAAUGUGAGUCUUGCUGAGAUAAUCGCCAAAAAGGUUAUUGAAUUGGAUCCUGGUAAUAGUGGAAACUAUGUACUUCUAUCAAAGACAUAUGCAGGUGCUGAGAGAUGGGAUGAUGCGACAGAGGUGAGGGAGAUGAUGGAGGAGCGUGAAGUGCAGAAGGCACCUGGGUGCAGCUCCAUCGAAGUAAAUGGCACAGUACAUGAACUCAUGGAUGCAGAUAGGACUCAUGUUGGCUAAUCCAUGAGGGGUUUUCCAUGCCAUGCCCCUUUUUACAGAUGUGAGGCUGAGCAAAUGAAAGACCCACCCAUUGUUUGGAAGUGAUGGCGGAUCAAAUGCACUUGAUUGCUUUGCUAGACCAAAUAACAUCAUGGUGGAUUGGAAUGGUUUCGAGAAGCACCUGGACCUCAAGGAGGACUUCAUGCCAAGAACUGGUCCAUCCUUGAAGAUAUAUUGAAAUGCCUCAUGAGUUUAUUAUUGCAUCUGUAACUGCCUUCAUUUUUUUAUGGCAGCAGUUCAGUGAAUUUGGUAUGGGCCAGCCAUUUUCUUUUGGCUGCCGGAAAUAACUACUAAUCUUGCCAAAUGUUUGAUUCCUGAUUGUGAAGCUUCAACUAAGGUACUUUGUCACACAGCUGAAUGAGAUGCAUACAGGCAGUCAGUAUCUGUGGAUGGGAAAGGAAAGAAGUUCAUCGAUUAUGCUUUUCAGAAAGCCUCCAUUUCUGCGCCGAGAAGUUACUGAUUUUACCAGCUUGUAUUUGUGUUGGUUUCCAGAGUUUGCCUGGGAAGUUCAACAAUCUAUGUUGAGUGAGCUCAUUUUUGUAGUUUUCUGUGUAAUACUGAGAUUCAAUUUCGCAUUCCUAUUAUUAUGGAAUGCUUUUACUUGUUGUUACAAAUUAUUUGAAUUUGCCUUAAAAUAAGGCUUUCAUAAUCCAAGUUAUUUUGUUG
This is a messenger RNA of Magnolia sinica, 2748 nucleotides long. RefSeq names its product pentatricopeptide repeat-containing protein At2g22410, mitochondrial-like. NCBI's taxonomy places the organism in Eukaryota, Viridiplantae, Streptophyta, Magnoliopsida, Magnoliales, Magnoliaceae. Gene Ontology annotation, molecular function: protein binding; RNA binding. The record is from RefSeq and is a predicted model, not a curated record. Bases 298 to 2043 code for a protein of 581 amino acids. Gene Ontology annotation, biological process: RNA modification. The transcript is spliced from 2 exons.